GGGAGGGUGGUCUUGCAGUAGAGGCGAAGGAACAGGACUUUAUUGAGGAGUAGCUGCAACGGUAGAGUGGGGGGAAAAGCCCCUCGCCUUGCGGAUGGUUGGAGACGAAAGAAAAGGAGGGGAGGAAGAAAAAAAGAAGAAAAAUAGUGCACUAAGGCAAAUAGUCACUUUGCGCGACUGGGAGGCUGCCGGCUGCUUUGUUUAACUUGUUGAUGCGACGUUAUUGUGCAGUUUUAUUUCAGCGUGUGUGUUUCAGUGCGCGCGCGUGUGUGCCUGCAGUAAGGAUAGAUGGAAGGCGAUACAGCAAGUAGUCUCCUGCGAGGAUUUGAUUAAACUCCCCGUAGAGGCAGUUUAAGGAGCAGCCUACCCUAAGGUCAGCAUGGCAGCAGGUGUGGCGGCGUGGCUCCCGUUCGCCCGCGCGGCGGCCAUCGGGUGGAUGCCUGUGGCCAGCACCCCGAUGCCCGUCCCUCCGCAGGACAAGCGCAAAGCCCAGGACGGGCUGAUCAUCCUCAACGUGAGCGGCACCCGCUUCCAGACGUGGCGGACCACGCUCGAGCGCUACCCGGACACUCUGCUGGGCAGCAACGAGAAGGACUUUUUCUUCCACGAGGAGAGUAACGAGUACUUUUUCGACCGCGACCCGGAUAUCUUCCGGCACAUCUUGAAUUUCUACCGCACGGGAAAACUCCACUAUCCGCGCCAGGAGUGCAUCUCGGCCUAUGACGAGGAGCUGGCUUUUUUCGGGAUCAUCCCUGAGAUCAUCGGGGACUGCUGCUACGAGGAGUACAAGGACCGGCGGCGCGAGAACGCCGAGCGGCUGCAGGACGACGAGGAGAUGGACAGCAGCAACGACGUGACGCCGGUCAACAUGACGGCGCGGGAGUACCUGUGGCGCGCCUUCGAGAACCCGCACACCAGCACCCUGGCGCUGGUCUUCUACUACGUCACUGGCUUCUUCAUCGCCAUCUCGGUCAUGGCCAACGUGGUGGAGACGGUGCCGUGUGGGACGCUGCCCAACCGCGCCAAAGAGGUGUCGUGCGGGGAUCGUUACGCGCUGGCCUUCUUCUGCUUGGACACGGCUUGCGUCAUGAUCUUCACGGUCGAGUACCUAUUGCGCCUCAUCGCCGCCCCCAGUCGCUACAAGUUCAUGAAGAGCGUGAUGAGCGUCAUCGAUGUGGUGGCCAUCAUGCCAUACUACAUUGGCCUGGUCAUGACCGACAACGACCAGGUGAGCGGCGCCUUCGUCACGCUGCGCGUCUUCAGGGUCUUCCGGAUUUUCAAGUUCUCCCGGCACUCGGCGGGCCUGCGCAUUCUGGGCUACACGCUGAAGAGCUGCGCCUCCGAGCUGGGCUUCCUGCUCUUCUCGCUCACCAUGGCCAUCAUUAUCUUCGCCACCGUUAUGUUCUACGCCGAGAAGGGCUCCGCCGCCAGCAAGUUCACCAGCAUCCCCGCCGCCUUUUGGUACACCAUCGUCACCAUGACGACGCUCGGGUACGGCGACAUGGUGCCAAAAACAAUUGUGGGGAAGGUUUUCGGCUCCAUAUGCUCAUUGAGUGGGGUGUUGGUCAUCGCUUUGCCUGUGCCUGUCAUCGUGUCAAACUUCAGCCGCAUCUACCACCAAAGCCAGAGGGCGGAGAAGCGGCGAGCUCAGAGGAAAACUCGGCUCGCUAGAAUCCGUGCUGCGAAGAUUCGGGGCACUAAUGCCUAUAUGCGCUACAAACAAAAUGGGCUCCUGAUCGACUCACUGGAGGAGGCCUCUAAGGAGGCAGGACAAGCCCUGGUUGGGAAAUCUACCAGCCCUCCAUUCGAGAGCCAACACCAUCACCUUCUGCACUGCCUGGAGAAGACCACGAAUCAUGAGUUUGUGGACGAACAGACGUUCCAGGCUAACUGCAUGGAGAUUUCAGUGAUCAAAAAGUCAGGCUCCCGCUCCUCCUCGCUGUCGUCCUCGCCGCAUGGUCUGGGCUCGUGCUGCUCCCGGCGCCACAGGAAGAAGAACAGCUUCAGCCUGCCAAGCACAAACAACCAGGAGCUGAGCACCAUCCAAAUCCGAGAGAGGCCCAUGGCCAACAGCCGCUCCAGUCUGAAUGCCAAACUGGACGAGACCGUGCCCUUGAAAUGUGACGAGGCGUACGUCAGUCCCUGCAUGGUCAGCCUCGCCGCCCCAGUGGCGACCUCGCCCGAUGGCGACGGCUCGUCCGGCACUGCCUCGGUGUACUCUCAGAGCAACAUUGUGCGAGUGUCAGCCUUGUAGACGCCUGCCGGGACACCUCGCUCCCCACCGCCCCACCAUGCUCAAGGAGAUGGGACCAGCGAGCAUGAACCUGCCAACCCCGGAAGGAUUAUGAGAUGAUUUGUUUCUGAGCGAUGAUCUCAUCUGAUGUCAAACUCUCUCUGCAUGUUUUUUUAAAACGUCAACGUGAAUGACGACAGCGAGACGUGACCAGCACAUUUGUCCCAUUAAGCACAGCACAGCCGAGGGAAUGCGUGGUGAUCAUUGUUGCCUAAACAUACUGAGAAACACUUUAUUCUGGGAUAUGUCUGUUGCAGUGUUUUUUUUUUUGGUUGUUUUUUUUUUUUGUGGUUUGGCGGGCCUCUGAUGACAAAGCACACCCGUUCAUUUUCCUUCCUGCAAAAGCCACUUUUUUGUGAAGACAGUGGUACCUUGACAUACGAGCGCCCAAUCUUUGAGUUUUGAAGAAAAUGACCCCUGUUUCGUUCUUGAGCAGAAAGAGAGGAACCACUUGUUGUUUAUUUCAUUAAAAAAAAAAAAAGUCCCACAACAUUAAAUUCCAAACAUUUUACUCCACAGGUCUACAUUGUAGUACAAGGUUUUGCCAAAACAUGUCAGGCAGCACUGAGUUCAAUUGACAAAACAGCAGAGGAAUUGAGAGCAUUUGUUUCUCUAGUAAUACAGUAUUUGUCAUUUCCACACUGUAAACACCGAUAAAUUACCAGAAAUCAAAAGAUUAGAGGCUAUCAAUUGCCUUUUUAAGUUUAUAAACUUAGAAAUUAGUUUUUUAAAACUUACAAGUUUGGAUUACUAACUACCCUACUUGUACCAUUUGAUAUCGGUUGUCAACUUAAAGAUUUAAAAUUAAAAAAAAA
Messenger RNA from Corythoichthys intestinalis (scribbled pipefish), 3108 nucleotides. RefSeq names its product potassium voltage-gated channel subfamily D member 2-like. NCBI's taxonomy places the organism in Eukaryota, Metazoa, Chordata, Actinopteri, Syngnathiformes, Syngnathidae. The record is from RefSeq and is a predicted model, not a curated record. Gene Ontology annotation, molecular function: A-type (transient outward) potassium channel activity; protein binding. Gene Ontology annotation, cellular component: voltage-gated potassium channel complex; postsynaptic membrane; neuronal cell body. Gene Ontology annotation, biological process: potassium ion transmembrane transport; protein homooligomerization. The coding region runs from base 380 to 2254 and encodes 624 amino acids. The transcript is spliced from 7 exons.